GUGUUUGGCUCUUGGAACAAAACGAAUGGCUCGGAUGAAUGCUAUUGUAAGGUCUUUGCCAUCUGUAGAGACCUUAGGCUGCACAACAGUAAUUUGCAGUGACAAGACUGGUACUCUGACUACCAAUAUGAUGUCUAUUUCGAAGAUAUUUGUGCUUCAUUCUGCACACCAUGGUCCUCCUACUUCUGAAUACAGUGUCAGUGGGACAACAUAUGCGCCAGAGGGCUUUAUUUUUGACAGUGAUGGGAUGCAGCUUGAGUUUCCAACUCAAUUUCCUUGUCUUUUUCACAUAGCAAUGUGUUCAGCCCUAUGCAACAAGUCUGUUUUACAGUACAACUCGGACAAGGGGAACUAUGAAAAAAUGGGGGAGUCAACUGAAGUAGCCCUUCGUGUAUUGGCAGAGAAGGUUGGUCUUCCUGGCUUUGAUUUACCUUCUGCUCUGAAUAUGCUGAGCAAGCAUGAACGAGCUUCUUACUGCAAUCAUUACUGGGAAGACCAAUUUAAAAAGGUCUCUCUUUUGGAAUUUUCUCAUGAUCGGAAGAUGAUGACUGUCCUUUGUAGUCGCAAGCAGAUGGAGAUUAUGUUUUCAAAAGGUGCUCCAGAGAGUAUCAUUUCUAGAUGUACGAGUAUCCUCUGCAAUGAUGAUGGUUCCACUAGUCCACUAACUGCAAAUAUUCAAACUGAGUUAGAGUCCAGAUUUCACAGUUUUGCAGGAAAGGAAACCUUACGAUGUCUUGCUCUAGCCUUGAAAAGGAUGCCCAUGGGUCAUCAAAUUGUGUCCUUCGACGAUGAAAAGGAUCUUACAUUUGUUGGGUUAGUCGGAAUGCUUGACCCACCAAGAGAAGAAGUAAGAAAUGCUAUACUUUCAUGCAUGACAGCUGGCAUAACAAGGGUACUUUUCUAACUUGAGAGGCAACUUUAGAGUACUGCAGAAUCACUGUGUCAAAAGAUAGGUGCUUUCGAUAACAUGGGAGAUUUUGGUGGACACUCCUACACUGCUUCUGAGUUUGAAGAGCUUCCAGCACUACAAAAAGCAAUGGCAUUACAACGCAUGACACUGUUCACCCGGGUUGAGCCAUCUCAUAAAAGGAUGCUGGUUGAAGCAUUACAACACCAAAAUGAAGUGGUUGCAAUGACUGGCGAUGGAGUAAAUGAUGCACCUGCACUAAAGAAAGCUGACAUAGGAAUUGCCAUGGGAUCAGGCAUAGCAGUUGCCAAGAGUGCUUCAGAUAGGGUUUUGGCAGAUGACAAUUUUGCUACAAUUGUUGCCGCUGUUGCAGAGGGAAGAGCUAUAUACAAUAACACAAAGCAGUUUAUCCGAUGCAUGAUAUCUUCGAACAUUGGUGAAGUUGUUUGUAUUUUUGUGGCAGCUGUACUUGGAAUACCUUAAACUCUUGUUCCUGUCCAGCUGCUCUGGGUAAAUUUAGUUACUGACGGAUUGCCUGCCACUGCUAUUGGUUUUAAUAAGCCAGACUGUGAUGUGAUGAAGGCUAAACCUCGUAAGGUUAAUGAAGCUGUUGUCAGUGGUUGGCUAUUCUUUCGUUAUCUAGUUAUUGGAGCUUAUGUUGGACUUGCCACCAUUGCGGGAUUCAUAUGGUGGUUUGUUUUUGCUGAUAGUGGGCCUAAAUUACCAUAUGUUGAAUUGAUGAAUUUUGACACUUGUUCAACGAGGGAUACAAGUUAUCCAUGUAGUAUAUUCAAUGAUCGGCACCCAUCAACUGUGUCAAUGACAGUGCUUCUUGUUGUUGAGAUGUUCAAUGCAUUGAAUAAUCUCAGUGAAAAUCAAUCUCUCCUGUAAGUAUUCACUUGAACCUCAAACUUCAUCUCAACUUUGAUACUGUCUCUGUCCCCAGAUCGAUUCAUUUGAAAGCUGAAUGUGUGACAUGUAAAAACAUGGUUAUAGCUAGUUUCUUGGAUUUCCAUCUUCUUCCCAUAAGGUACUGUAUAAAAUCAAAUCAGGGAAGAAUAAAGAUUUUUAGGCCUUGUUUGGUUUGUGUUUCUCAAAAAAUUUUGGGAAAAAUUCUCUACAAAUAAGUUUUCAAAAGUACUCAAACCAAGCAAAUUUUUCCAAAAAUUUUUUUCAAAACUUGUUUGGUUUACAAAUUUUCUAAACAAAUCUCUCCCUCAUACACACAUCAAAUCAAUCACUUUUUGCAAAACUCUCUCUCAAAAUAAUUUUUCAAAACAUCUUUUGAAAAAAAACCAAACCAAACAAAUUUUCGUACUUUUUAUCUCAAAACAUGUUUCUCAAAUACAAACCAAACAAGGCCUUAAUUUUUCACUAAUACAAGUGGCCAUGAAACACUUUUAAAGGUGAUAGAUUUGGAAUACUGCUUUUCAUUAAGAUACUACUUCUUGGCUUCUCAGAAGUGCAGCAAACUAAACUGCAUGAAGAAUACCAUUGAAAAUAGUGUUUGCAAAGCAAAGUGUAGUUUAAAGGCUUUGAAAGAACAGAAAUGACCACUUGUAAAUUUGGCUGUUCUGUUUCUCCUAAUAUAUAUAUAUAUAUAUAUGUUAAU
Messenger RNA from Camellia sinensis, 2519 nucleotides. The record is from RefSeq and is a predicted model, not a curated record. NCBI's taxonomy places the organism in Eukaryota, Viridiplantae, Streptophyta, Magnoliopsida, Ericales, Theaceae.